GUUAUCUGAGAACAAUAAGUGAUUCGGUUCUCUAUAAGUAAACACGGCAGGAAGUGUGCAUCAGCUUUCUUCUUCAUACAUCGUCUUCGCCUAGAAUCAACAGCAUAUAGACACCCAAUCAAAGCAAAUAUUCAUUUCCCACCUUCACCUCCAGCAACAAGACCGUCUUCUCCAGUCAAGUCAGAUAAUCCAAGCACAAUGUCCGACCACGAGAAGCAACAGACCUUUGAGGAGGAGGAAGAGUACCAAUCAGAGUCCGACGACCAGCAACAACAACAGGUUGUCCAACCCACACCAAAGAAGAGUCAGCGCACGAUGCAGAGAGCCCCUCGUCAGCCAGAUCAACAAAUGCAACAACAGCAAUACCAACAACCACAACAACAACAAAUCAUUCCAGCUGAGAACCGACAAACUGGCAGUAUGGGUGGCAGGACAGGUGCCAUCCGGGAGUCUAGAAUUAAGGAUCGUCCACAACCAGCACAAGAGCGAGACAGCAGUUUGAAGAUCAAAAUCGAGCUGGAUCUUGAAGUUGAGGUCGACCUUUACGCGAGAGUCAAGGGAGAUGUGACUAUAGGCUUACUGUGAGAAGCGCCGAGAUUUACCUCAUGGAGUGGUUUCUGAUACGAAGCAGACGAUGAUAUAUGACGGCGUUUUCUUCUGAAUUUGGGAUUCUUGUACAACACACAAUACUUCUUGUACUAGUAGCAGAAAAAGGAGAUAGAAUCGAG
This is a messenger RNA of Cadophora gregata, 728 nucleotides long. RefSeq lists its product as uncharacterized. Bases 199 to 585 code for a protein of 128 amino acids. Lineage: Eukaryota; Fungi; Ascomycota; Leotiomycetes; Helotiales; Ploettnerulaceae. The transcript is spliced from 3 exons. The record is from RefSeq and is a predicted model, not a curated record.